This is a messenger RNA of Schistocerca nitens (vagrant locust), 801 nucleotides long. Its product is annotated as adenylate kinase 7-like. The coding region runs from base 34 to 663 and encodes 209 amino acids. The transcript has 5 exons. NCBI's taxonomy places the organism in Eukaryota, Metazoa, Arthropoda, Insecta, Orthoptera, Acrididae. The record is from RefSeq and is a predicted model, not a curated record.
GUUGUGCAAAACACACAUUAUGCUGAAGAGCCCAUGCUGCAAUGCCUCAGUGAAUAUAGGAUGAACAACACAGAUGAUAUCACAGUACUCAACUUUUUUGAUGAAAUGGAAGUUCAUCCUAUACUAAUAUCUGUUGAAGAAGACCUAAGUCCUACUUUAAACACAAUAGUUGAAACUAUUAGUGAGAAAAUUGGCAAGCCACGCAACUAUGGCCCAACAGAGGAAGAGCUUGAGAUGCUUGCAUGGAAAGCAGAACAAGAAAGAAAACAAAAGGAAGAAGAAGACCUGGAAAGAAGGAAAGAAGCAGAAAGAAUAGCCCAUGAGACACACAUGCAAAAAAUGGAGGAAUGGGUUCGUCUCAUGGAUGCUAUGAAACAAGAAGAGGAGGAGAUGCUGGCUAUACAGUCACUACCAUUGCGUCAUUACCUUAUGAAAUAUGUAUUUCCUACACUAACAAAGGGUCUAAUGCAGGUUGCUCAAAUACGUCCUAGUGACCCCAUAGAUUAUCUGGCUGAAUAUUUAUUCAGAGAAAAUCCAGAAGGCAAAAUGUUGGAGCCACAUUAUCAUCCAGCUGCUGAGGAACUCUUUGCAUCCAUUAAGAAAUUUCAAAGUAUUGCAAGAAAAAGUGGGGAAGGAGGCCAGUCCACUGAUACUGAGUCGUAGUAACAGCUGACUAUCACAUUUAGACUUUAUUGUUUACGAAGUUUCAAAGCCUGUUUGCUUGCUUUAUGAGUGAAUUGUAUCCAAUAUUUAGCUCUCAGGAGAGAAGAUCAUAAAAUAAUUUUAUUUGUCGUAAAUAAA